GUACAGCAUUUGUGCUGAACAUUGUGUGAUGAGCAUAUCAUCAGUCAGUAGAUCUAGAGAUCAUCAGGAUGGCUUUACAACAUGACCUCCCAGUACACUGAUAGUGCUGCUCAUGUCCCACAAGUAAAUUUAGAAGACUAUUAAUAGCAUCUCAUACACAAAUACAGCAAAACAGCUGCUCAGUGACCAAGCAAAGACUCAACAAACGAAGAUUUUCAAAUCAAACUCUGACUUUAAAGGAUACGAAUAGAAUGGGAGACUUUCAAAACUUUGAACAAGACUUCUAUCAGUCUGGAUAUUAUAUGGAUGGUCAACAGGAAGAUGUAUAUGGCUGUGAUCCAGCCUACGUAAAUCCAGACUACCAUGAAGCUGAUAAUUCCGCACAUUUACCAGAUGAAUAUACCACUACAGCAUCUUAUACUGGACAAGUGUAUCAGCCUGUAGCGCCACCCGAGCAAACAGAAUAUAUGGACUCAUUUGAAGAAGAGCCGCCACUUCUAGAAGAGUUGGGGAUUAACUUUGACCAUAUCUGGCAGAAGACUCUGACUGUGUUAAAUCCACUGAGGCCUGCUGAUGGCAGUAUUAUGAAUGAGACAGACCUCACUGGGCCUGUUCUCUUCUGCAUUGCUCUGGGAGCCACACUAUUGAUGGCAGGUAAAGCACACUUUGGGUAUGUGUAUGGCAUCAGUGCGUUGGGAUGUGUUGGGAUAUACAUGCUGUUGAACCUGAUGAGCAGUUACAGUGUAUCCUGUGGAUGUGUGGCGAGUGUGCUGGGAUACUCACUCCUGCCAAUGGUGGGACUCUCUGCCUUUGCUGUUCUGUAUUCCCUUCAAGGGCUCUUGGGAACGCUGUUGGCCUUGUUUGUGAUUGGCUGGUGCAGUCUAUCGGCUUCUAAGAUCUUCAGUUCCACUCUUGACAUGAGCGGGCAGCAGCUGCUGGUGGCCUAUCCCUGUGCUCUUCUAUACGGGGUCUUCGCUCUCCUUACUGUCUUCUGAAAUCUCAACUAUUAUAAGAGAUUAUCUAGGAUCAGAUGAAAAUUUAGUUUGCACACAAUUCACAUUACCUGUCAAAAUGGCAGCAAAUCAAAGUUACUGUAACUUUUUAUCAGAUGAAUAAAAAACAAGCUAACUUAAAGAGCAGAGUUAGGGAAAUCAUUUUUGAUUACUCGAUGAAUCAAUAAUGAAUAUUCCAAAAAGUAUUAACAGAAGUAAAAAGGUUGUUGUGACUUUUUGUUUUUAUUGCAUUAAAACUUAAUAUAUAUGUAUAAAACUUGAUUACAUCUUAUUUUCUAAAAAAAAAAAUCACAAUAAUUUAAUCACAAACAAUGAAAUGUCCAAAUAAAGAAAAGGCACCUCAAAUCAAACAGGCAAAGAGAAUGUUCUCCAAGCAACCAGCUGACUUUACAGAUCCCUUCAGUUCCUUUGUUCAAAAAUGCUUUUGCAAAAAGUGAAUAUAAAAUAUAUUUACAGAACUAAAAUAUACAUACAUAUUGAAAAGCACUUAAAAAGAAAAAAAACAUUGGCCGCUGUUUAUCACUU
Messenger RNA from Labeo rohita (rohu), 1538 nucleotides. Its product is annotated as Protein YIPF5-like. The coding region runs from base 252 to 995 and encodes 247 amino acids. NCBI's taxonomy places the organism in Eukaryota, Metazoa, Chordata, Actinopteri, Cypriniformes, Cyprinidae. Gene Ontology annotation, biological process: vesicle fusion with Golgi apparatus; endoplasmic reticulum to Golgi vesicle-mediated transport. The transcript has 6 exons. Gene Ontology annotation, cellular component: trans-Golgi network. The record is from RefSeq and is a predicted model, not a curated record.